AUGACUAACGCUCCUAGUACAAUAAAUAUUGAAGAACUUUUCGACGUUAGCUCAGAUAAUGAUAAUGAUAGUUCGGAAUUACAAAAUGGUGAAAAAAAGAAUAAGAAAGCCAAAUUAAACGAAAUUAAUGUUCCGACUACUCCGGAGAUUGUAACUCAGGCAUUAACUGCUCGUAAAUAUCAAAUUGAGCUGUACGAAAAAGCUAAGAAUGAUAAUGUAAUAGCAGUUUUGGAUACUGGAAGCGGAAAAACUUUCAUUGCUGUAAUGUUGAUAAAAGAAAUUGCAACAAAUGAACGGGAGCUUAGGAUGACUAGACGAGAGACCAAACUCACAUUCUUUCUGGUUAAUCUCGUACCUCUGGUUUUUCAACAAGCCAACGUGAUCAAAGCAAAUUGUGAUUUAAAAGUUAAGCACUUUUGUGGAGAAAUGGGUGUCGAUCUAUGGAGUGAAAAACAAUGGCGAAUAUACUUUGAAAAUUUUGAUGUACUAGUUAUGACAGCACAAAUUUUUUUAAAUAUUUUACGUCACGGAUUCAUUUCCUUGUCACAGGUUAAUCUAUUAGUUUUUGAUGAGUGCCAUCAUGCUUCGAAAAAACAUCCAUAUAACUUAAUUAUGAGAGAGUUUUAUGAUCGAUGUCCUGAAGAACAAAGACCAAAAAUUUUCGGUAUGACAGCAUCUCCUGUAAAUACCCGUAGUACCCUUCAUUCUGCCAGUCAUCUUGAGCAUAAUCUAAAUGCUAAAGUAUUCACAGCUAGUGAUACAGAUGAACUUCGUAGAUUUAUCAACCGUCCCGAGGAGAUAGCAAUAAGAUAUGACCCUCCACCAGAAUACGAAGAAACUACACUUUACAAUUUACUUUGGAAAGAAUGUCUUGGCGCAGAGAAAUUUCAAAGAGCGUUUGGAAGUGCUGUUCAAGCUCUUCAAGUUCUUGGCCCUUGGUGUUCGGAUCAGGUCUGGAAAUAUAUAUUGGAUGAAUUAAAUGAAAAUAAUGGAAAGAUAUUAACUCCAGAGUUGAUUAAGAAUGAGGAAUUACAAGAAGAACAACGUCUUAUGCAAAAGGUGUUAGAAAUUGUCCGCGAUUGGUCUUUUCCCACCCCUAUUUGCGAUCCUAACAUUUUAUCUCCAAAGGUCAUAAAAUUGAUAAAAGUCUUGGAUUGUUUUCAAAAACAGUCUGAUGAAUUUUGUGGAAUAGUAUUUGUUGAACGUCGUCACACUGCUAAUGUUUUGCAUUAUUUAAUGAAAGAAAUUGGUACUUUGGAUUUUAUAAAAUCUGAUGUGUUGGUUGGGCAUGGUUCUAGUGAAGAAGGAGAUUUACAAAUGAAAUUCAAGAAACAGAACAAAACUAUAAACUCAUUUCGCGAUGGAAAAAUCAAUUUAUUGAUUGCCACUAAUGUAGCUGAAGAAGGUUUAGAUAUCCAACCUUGCAAUGUCGUUAUUAGGUUUGACUUCUUUAAUACAUUGAGAGCUUAUAUUCAAUCUCGAGGCAGGGCUCGCCGUAAAGAUUCAAAGUAUAUUGUAAUGGUAGAAAGUGGAAAUAUUAAAGAACAUGGUUUACUCAGGGAAAUGAAAAAAGCUGAGAAAGAUAUGAAGGAUUGGUGUCAGAAGCUUCCUGAGGAUCGACAUUAUUAUCUCAUUCCGUCAACUGGGGCAUUAUUGAGUUAUGAAUCAGCUGUUUCGCUAAUCGGUUACUAUUGUUCAAGGCUUCCUGCAGACAGUUAUUGUAUGUUGCAACCGGACUUUAAUUUUACAAAAGAAUACGCCGGAUAUACUUGUCAUCUUAAAUUACCAAAUAAUGCACCAAUUCGUGAAGUUAUCAGUGAAGUUUGUGGUAGUAGAAGUAAAGCAAAAAAGGCUGCAGCGUUUAAGGCUUGUCUACAAUUAUACGAGAAAAAGGCAUUAGAUGAUCAUCUAUUACCAGAAGAAGUAUGGAUCGAAGAGGAUCAUGAAAUGUCAAAACCGUCCAAGGAUGAACAUGGUUUGGUUGAAGGAGCAAAAAAAUCUAAGAGAGAGUAUAAAUUGAAAUCUCCAGACUUAUGGGAUAUUGAAGAAGAGCAGCCCAAGGUUCCAGAAGUUCUUUAUGGCACUAUUCUAAAGUUAGAUAUGGAAGAUGAAAAGUAUGACGGAUACUCAUAUCGCACUCUAUGUUUAUUAACACGUAAACAAUUUCCGGAAACUCCACCAAUUACGUUAUAUUUCCACGGUAUUAAUAAAGUUCUUAAUGUGUUUCCUUAUUCAACUCCAAUUAAAAUCAGUCUUGAAAGAACGGAAAUGGCUUUUAAAUUUACUUUGCGCACAUUUACUUCCAUAGUCAACAAAGAGUUUAUUUGCGAACUCGAAAAUUUCCCAUACCUUGUUGUACCUCUUGUUGGAAAUACGCCAAUAAACGAGCAAACACUUGAUUUCAUUGAUUGGGAAAGUAUGGAAAGAGCUGUUAACGAAAAACAUGAACCUAUUGAUCUUAAUAAAGUAUCUGAAAUGGAAGAUGCUGUAAUAAUCGAUUAUUCCGACAACUUACGGCGUUAUUUUGUUCAAUCUAUACGAUAUGACCUUUCUCCACUGUCCCCUAUUCCGGAAGGAAUGGUCUUACGUGAAGUUGGUUGUAAAAAUUUUGCAGAAUAUUAUAAAAAGUCAUUUGACUUAGAUAUGAAACAUCCGGAACAACCUUUAUUUCAAGUUCGUAAAAUUUCAAAGGUUAUGAACUUUUUACAGCCCGUACCUGGAGCAAUACCAACAUUAAAAGGUAGAACAGCCACCUUUGUGAUCCCAGAAUUUUUGGCAUUAACGACUCCAUCUGCUAACAUGGAAAUGAAUUACGAACGUCUCGAGACGUUAGGUGAUUCAUUCUUGAAAUUUUGUGUUACGAUAAGGUUGUAUGUCAUGUUUCCUGAUAAACAUGAAGGCCAGCUUCAUUGCCAACGUAUUAGAAUUAUUUGUAACAAACAGCUUUAUCGAAGUGCAAAGAAACUGCAUAUCUACGAGUACAUAACGUCACUCCCAUUCAAUCGCAGAGCUUGGAGACCAACCAACAUUAUUACCACAGUUGAUGAACCUGAGAUGUUGGAGCAGUUAAAGAGACAUGGUUUAGCUGACAAAACCCUUGCCGAUGUUAUAGAAGCAAUGUUAGGUGCUGCUUAUUUGAGUGGUAAUGUGGAUGCUGCUCUAAAAUGUGCUGCGGCUGUGGAAGUUCCAUUCGAUGAUAUUACAGAAUGGGAUCAUUUUCAUCAAAAGAAUAAAAAUCCUCCACGUGUUAAUCAAAAAGCUAUUAAGUGUGUGGACAUUGAAAAAGUUGAAGAGAUUUGUGAACAUACAUUCAAAAAUAAAAUUUUAAUUGUAGAAGCACUCACGCAUGCUAGUUUACCAAACUCUUCAACUUCAUGUUAUCAACGUCUUGAAUUUUUAGGUGAUGCUAUAUUGGAUUUCAUGACGGUCAAAUAUUUAUUUGAAAAAUAUCCUAAUGGGACACCAGGAAUGAUCACAGACCUAAAAGACGCAUCUGUUAAUAAUCAGUUUCUUGGAGCGGUUUGUGAAGUAAUUGGACUUCAAAAACAUAUUAUUCAUUUCUCACCAAAGUUGAUGGCAGGCAUGACUGAAUUUGUAAACAUUGUAGAUGGAAUACGACAAAAGGGUGAAGCUGUUGGAGAAUAUUGGAGCGACUUGGACGUUCCAAAGGUUAUGAGUGAUGUUGUUGAAAGUAUGUUGGGAGCUGUUUUCGUGGAUGCAGAGUUUGAUCCAGCUGCGCCACAGAGAUUAUUUGAUAUUUGGAUAAAACCCAUUUUAGAUGUACACGUUACUCCUGAAACUUUGAAAGUUCAUCCUGUGAAGAAAUUAACAGAAUAUAUGCAAAAAAUUGGAUGUACCAGCUUGUUGUUGAGAAAUCAUACUUCCGAAGAAAAAGAAACAGAAUCUCAACGUUGUACUAUUUUUAUCCAUGAUUCGCCAGUGUCACAUGGGAAGUCAAAUAACAUUCGUGCAGCAAGAAAGAUAGCAGCUCAAGCGGUUUAUGAUAAAAUCGAAAAUGAACCAGGAUACCUUGAAAGUGUAUGCUCAUGUUCAGCUCUUCCUAGAGAUGAUAAAUUACUUAAUGAAGAUGACGAUGAUGAAGAAUUAUUGGAAUAA
Funneliformis geosporum is the source of this 4116-nucleotide messenger RNA. Lineage: Eukaryota; Fungi; Glomeromycota; Glomeromycetes; Glomerales; Glomeraceae. The record is from the annotation of a GenBank genome assembly.